CUCACUCCCUCUUCCAAUCUCCCAUGGACUCCGAAUCCGAUUCCGACGGCUCUCACGUCUCUGCCACUCCUCCACGCGACGACAUUUCGCCGCCGCCGCCCCGGCCGCUCAAACAGAGGGCUAGACCAACCCCCUCUUCACGCUCCUCCGCCAGAGCGGCCGCUCCAAAGCCCCAAAACCACCGUCCGCCGAAACCCUCAAACCUUCCCUCCCAAGAUCCGACUCCGGUGUCAACACCAUCUCCACUCUCUACCGCGCCUUUCCAUGUCCGUCGUCCGCUGGAUCCACCGGAAACCGUCGCCGCCGUCGAUUCCUUCCGGAUUCUCGCAGCUGGCCACUUCUCCAAAUCCGCUUCGUUUUCCAAACUUCAAAGAUCUUCUCUCAACUUCGAGAAUGAGGAAUCUAAUCUAGCCGGAACCAAAUCGGAGCUCAAGAGUGAAACUGUGGAGAGAGACGGAUCAGCUGUCAACUCCACAAGUUCAGUGAAAGCUAUGCGGAAGAACCUGAAUUUGAUUAGAGGUAAUGUGCCUCUUCCUCCGGCGAAGCUGCGAAAGAGUGGUGGAGAAGGCAAUUUUGUUAGGCUUAAUCUGAACCACAACAACUACCGGCGCAAAUUCCUCAGCAAAAGUGCGAGGAAGAAUAGCCGCUCAUCAGGUUUUAAACGAUUCCCGAAAAGAAGAAAGGGGAAAUCCAGGGCUGAAACUGAGUCUCAAACGGAAGGCGUUUUUGAGGAAGAAGGACUGGUCACAGAUUCCACGAAACAAAAGGAUAGGCAGGAGAGUGAGAGGAAGAAGUUCGAUAGCGAAUUCGUUGAGGGGGCUCUUUCGGCUGUUAGAAAUGACGCUUCAGAUGUGAAUUUGGUGAAGCUGUUGAAAUUGGUGUAUGGUUACGAUUCAUUCCGUGAUGGACAAUUGGAGGCCAUCAGGAUGGUUCUUGCGGGGAAACCAACUAUGCUGGUUUUGCCAACUGGUGCCGGCAAAUCCUUGUGUUAUCACAUACCUUCCAUGGUCUUACCUGGGAUUACCCUGGUAGUGAGCCCUUUAGUGGCUUUGAUGAUUGAUCAGCUAAAACAGUUGCCUCCGUUGAUUAGCGGUGGUCUUUUGUGUAGCAAUCAGACGUUGCAAGAGACAUUAGAGACACUGAGGCUACUCCAAGAAGGUAGCAUUAAGGUGCUUUUUGUUUCUCCAGAAAGGUUCCUGAAUGAGGACUUCAUGGCAAUAUUUUCUACUGAUCUACUUGUGUCACUUGUGGUGAUCGAUGAAGCUCACUGCCUAUCUGAAUGGUCACACAACUUUCGGCCUUCGUAUACCAGACUCAGGGCUUCCCUGUUUCGUGUUAGGCUCCAUGUUAAUUGUAUUCUUGCAAUGACAGCAACAGCCACUUCAACAACUUUGGAUGCAGUAAUGGGCGCAUUAGAAAUUCCCUCUUCCAAUCUUAUCCAGAAGGUCCCAUUAAGGGAUAACCUGCAGUUAUUCAUCUCCUUGAGUCAUAACAGGAUGAAAGACCUGCUGAUGCUAUUAAGGUCAUCUCCCUAUUCAGAAGUUCAGAGCAUCAUUGUGUACUGCAAGUUUCAGUCUGAGACAGAUCUAAUUAGCAGAUAUUUACGCGACAACAAUAUCUCUGCAAAGAGUUAUCACAGUGGGAUCCCUACAAAGGACCGAACCCGUAUACAAGAGUUGUUCUGUUCCAACAAGAUUAGAGUGAUUGUCGCAACGGUGGCAUUUGGCAUGGGACUUGAUAAAAGGGACAUCGGAGCGAUAAUCCAUUACAGCCUUCCCAACAGCUUGGAAGAAUAUGUACAGGAGAUUGGCCGUGCUGGACGAGAUGGGAGGGUGUCCUAUUGCCAUCUCUUCUAUGAUGACAUGACAUACUUCAAGCUGCGUAGUCUCGCUCACAGUGAUGGAGUGGAUGAGUAUGCAGUGGAUAAGUUCCUUUGCCAAGUUUUCAACAAUGGCACAAAUUUGCAUGGCCGAAUUUGUUCAAUCGUGAAAGAAUCGGCAUCUCGACGGUUUGAUAUGAAGGAAGAGGUAAUGCUUACAAUUUUAACGCAUUUGGAAUUGGGUGAAGUCCAAUACUUGCAGUUGCUUCCGCAAUUAAAUGUAACUUGCACUCUGAACUUCCAUCAGACUCAACCCGUGUUGCUUGCUGACAAGGAUAUUGUAGUUGCUGCAAUUUUGAAAAAGUCAGAACUAAGACAAGGGCAAUAUGUGUUUGACAUACCUACUGUGGCAAAUAGCAUUGGUGUCACAGCAGCAGAAUUAACUAAUCGGCUACAGCAUCUAAAGCUAAAAGGAGAAAUUACAUAUGAAACGAAGGAUUCAGCUUAUUGUUACAUGUUAGUGGAUGUUCCUGAAGAUAUUUGCUCUCUCUCAGCAAACGUGACAAAAUGGUUAUCCGACAUUGAAAGUUGUAAGGUUUAUAAACUGGAUGCCAUGAAUGGUGCUGCAGUCUUUGCGUUGAAUACAUGCGAGAGGACCAAUGGUUGUUCCAGUACCCAACACACAUGGUGCUUGCAGAGGAAGAUUAUGGAUUACUUUGACAAAGAUUACCAUUGUGAUAUCCCUACUAAGAUGACUCAAAGCAGCACCUUUUUGAGAGCAGAUAUUAAGGUUUUUCUACAAAGUAAUUCACAGGCAAAGUUCACACCAAGAGCUGUUGCAAGGAUAUUGCAUGGCAUUUCAAGCCCAGCCUACCCAUCUAUGAGUUGGGGCAGAACUCAUUUCUGGGGAAGGUAUAUGAAGGGGGACUUCCAAGUUGUGAUGGAAGCAGCGAAGGCAGAGCUUAUGAACUUUGUCGGAAAAGACACUGUCUAGUCAUUUAUGGAGAGGUAUAUUAUGUCUACGACAAUCAAACUGGAGGGUGUUUUUCAGGCUUUGGUGAUUGACAAUCUGAAACUUGACAAUAGCACUCUUGGAUUUGUAUAGACUAAAAUGAACAACACUUCUGGUUAAAUGGUUGCAGCCAUUUAAGUGCACUUAGGUGGGUUGACUAUCUCCUCCUAUUACUGACCUUCCCUUCUGGAAUUAGGCAGCUUUAUUCUGGAGAUUUGUGUGAGGAAACUUGCUUGGUAAAUGCUUGUG
Molecule: messenger RNA, 3080 nt
Organism: Syzygium oleosum
Lineage: Eukaryota; Viridiplantae; Streptophyta; Magnoliopsida; Myrtales; Myrtaceae
Product: ATP-dependent DNA helicase Q-like 5
Exons: 20
Coding region: 24-2813 (929 amino acids)
Biological process (GO): double-strand break repair via homologous recombination
Cellular component (GO): nucleus; chromosome; cytoplasm
Molecular function (GO): 3'-5' DNA helicase activity; four-way junction helicase activity; nucleic acid binding
Source: RefSeq, a predicted model, not a curated record